AUGCUGUCCUUCAACCCUGGGCAUCAAAUUUAUUCGAGAAGCCGCAGCAGCAGCAGCAGCAGCAGCAGCAGCAGUAGCAAAUGCAACAAUCAACGAAGCAGCCAGCUGCUGCUGACGUCUCACUUGCAGCAAGACAGCAGCAGCAGCAGCAGCAGCAGCAGCAAUUGCAGCUUUAAAAGAAGCGCAGAAUUAAAUUCGAGAAGAAGAACAGCGCCCCGCAUUGUCAUCUUGAAAGCAGCAGCAGCAACAACAGCUGCAGCAACAACAGCAGCAGCAGCAACAGUAGCAGCAACUACAGCAGCGCCAACCACAGCAGCAGCUACAGCAACAACUGCAGCAGCUACAGCAGGAGCAGCAACAACUUCAGGGGCUACAGCAGCAGCAACUACUGCAACAGCAGCUACAGCAGCAGCAGCAACAGCAGCUACAACUGCAGCAGCUACAGCAGGAGCAGCAACAAUUGUAGAAGCAACAGCAACAGCAGCAGCAACAACUGCAGGGGAUACGGCAGCAACAACUACUGCAGCUGCGGCAACAACAGCAGCAGCUACAGCAGCAGCAGCAACAACGCCAGCAGCAACACCAACAGCAUCAACACCUGCAGCAGCAACACCAGCAGCGGCAAAAGGAGGAGCAGCAGGAGCAGCACCAGGAGCAGCAGUAACAGCAGCAACAGCAACAGUAACAGCAGCAGCAGCAGCAGCAGCAGCAGCACCAACCCUUGGAGUUUGA
Eimeria acervulina is the source of this 732-nucleotide messenger RNA. RefSeq lists its product as hypothetical. The transcript is spliced from 2 exons. Lineage: Eukaryota; Apicomplexa; Conoidasida; Eucoccidiorida; Eimeriidae. The coding region runs from base 1 to 732 and encodes 243 amino acids. The record is from RefSeq and is a predicted model, not a curated record.